AUGGAAAGACGAAAUAAGCUGCAGCAAAAUCACAUUUUCCAAAUCUCUAACCAGCUUCUUCUAAGCUCUCCAAUUCCACAACACGUCCUUAAUACACCGCAAACAUUUAGAGGUUCCAUACUUGACCAAACACAUUCGAAUUUUAAUUUAAAUUCUCCUCAGACCUUCUUGAAUGAUACUCGCAUCGUUCAAAGUCAAUCAACAAGCCAAGAUCUAAGAGGCGAAGAGACAUCCAACAUUCAGUCUAUUACGCAUCGAAACUCUGCUUUCUCGCGACCAGUAUUUGGCAGCACCACUGGCCACGUACAAAGAAGUUUUGCCAAUAUUGUGCCACAAAUUUUACGACCGGUUGCCUUGCCUGCAUAUGAUUCUCCAACGUCUUUGUUUCCGCAGUUAACCACAAAUACCAAUUCUGAUAUCAGCGUGGAAAAUACUCAGCUAGCUACAUCAUCAGUCAACUAUAAUUACGAGAAUAAAUCGAGAAAUCUUUCGUACCCAACAACCCUUGCAAAUUUAGAAUACACUCCAACUCGAACAUUUUGCAAUAUGACUCCAUCCCUUAAUACACCUCAAUUUGAAGGUCCAUCAGAAUCUCUAAAAUAUGAACCUGUUUCGAAUACAAAUAGCAACAAUAAUCAUGAUAACAAGAUACCCGAAUUCGAAGAUUCAGAAGGAUCCUUGACAUUAGAUGAUGAAUUAUUAUUAUUGUCAGAAAAUGAAGAUUCUUCGACAAGGUUGCAAAUAUUAUCUAAAGAUGUUCAAACUAUUCCAAACACCAAUUCUCCAUCUAUGAUCUCUCAUGCGAAAGAAAUACCAGAAACUAUAUCGAAUAUUAAUACUCAGUCUACUACUAAUUUACAAUCAACCACUUUAUCGGAGGAAAGAUCGAAUAAUUUACAAUCAACUGCUUUAUCGGAGGAAAGAUCGAAUAAUUUACAAUCAACCACUUUAUCGGAGGAAAGAUCAAAUAAUUUACAAUCAACUGCUUUAUCGGAGGAAAGGUCAAAUAGUAGUGAUAUACAAAAUGAAUCGAUUGAACCAAUUAUUCUAGUAAAACUUGAGUCAAUCACUCCUAUAACAAUUGAGGAAAAAUCACCUCUUGUUAAGGUUGAAGCAAGUAGCCCUCGUAUAAAAAUUGAACCUUUAGAGUCUCAUACAGUUUUUGGAUCAAGUUCCCCCCUUAUAAAGAUUGAACCAAGUACUCCUGAUAAUCAAGAAGAAUUACCUGAUAAUCAAGAAGAAUUACUUGAUAAUCAAGAAGAAUUACUUGAUAAUCAAGAAGAAUUACCUGAUAAUCAAGAAUUACCUGAUAAUCAAGAAUUACCUGAUAAUCAAGAGGAAUUACCUGAUAAUCAAGAGGAUGAUUCUUGGUUUGUAGUAAAUGGUAUUCGUACGACCGCAUCAGGAGAUCAGAUUCGUUGGCAUAGCUCACCGAUACAAGACAGAAUAACACCAAAUGAAAUUCUAACUAUAUCAGGCGCGAUCUAUUAUCUGGAUGGAGAUCUAAAUGUGGAAGCCAUGAAAGAGGAUGGAUAUUCGGAAGAUUUUUGCGAGAAAUUACUUCAUGGUUUUCCAAACAAUUGGAAGGAAUUGUUGGUUGGCGCGCUCCCAGCUGAAAAAAUUAAUGAAAAUACAGCAACUGAAGAGAUGGAGGUUGAUGAAGUUGUUGGUGAGGAAGUUGGUGAAAGCGAUGAUGGAGACGAAGUUUCAGCUCAAAAUGAACUGAAACGAAAACGCGAAGAUGAUGUAGAAGAGUCAGAACAAGCUGAAGAUGGAAGUGGGGCAUCCGCCGCAUCCACUUCGACGCCUGUUACAACCCAGGCGGUUACCCCUCCUGCCACUAGUUCAGGCGAAACUUGCCUGACUAGAUCCGGCAGGAAGGUAAAACCUCCUGGUGCGUGGUGGGCAGUCAACGGGCGCGACGUGAUUGCCCACGAGCCAAAAAAGAAGGUGGCUCGUAAAACACCUCGAAAAAAGGAAGCAGGUUAA
This is a messenger RNA of Ambispora gerdemannii, 1989 nucleotides long. The record is from the annotation of a GenBank genome assembly. NCBI's taxonomy places the organism in Eukaryota, Fungi, Glomeromycota, Glomeromycetes, Archaeosporales, Ambisporaceae.